Messenger RNA from Phycomyces blakesleeanus NRRL 1555(-), 546 nucleotides. RefSeq lists its product as hypothetical. The coding region runs from base 1 to 546 and encodes 181 amino acids. NCBI's taxonomy places the organism in Eukaryota, Fungi, Mucoromycota, Mucoromycetes, Mucorales, Phycomycetaceae. The transcript has 3 exons. The record is from RefSeq and is a predicted model, not a curated record.
AUGUCUAACAACAAUAUAAACAACACUAUUUAUGAUAUUUCCACCAUUCAACAAGUCUUGAUCAACUCACCUUUGGAAGGAAUCAAGAUGCUUCCUUUGAAUUCGACAAUAUUAGUAAAACAUAAAUAUUCUGGAAAAGGUUUAGUUUUUGGAGAGACUAAAAAAUGCCACCGUGCUGGCCAAUAUAUAACAAACCGCCAAUUACGUCUUGCCCAGAAAGAUACAAAGGCAUGCUCUUGUACAGCUGCCUUAAAAAUCAUACAGCAUCUCGACAACCCCAAUGUUGUUACAUUUUGCCAAAUAAGAGCACAUGUAAACCAUGUUCCUGGAGACUGGGACGAAGUCAGAACUCUUCUUUUGCCUUCUGAAGCCAUAAAGAUUAUUGAAGAUCAGUUGAAAAGUGGCAGCAGCUGUAGAAGUACAAGAAUUUCAGUUCUUAGACAGAUUGAUAGUUGGGGAGUUGGCGUUAGAAAGCCUAAUUAUGAAGAAAUUUACAACAGAAUGAGAAAGAGUGUAUUUACUGCUUACACUGGAAAAAUAGGGUAA